AUGAUUAUAAUUACCUGCCGGAUGUGUUGCCUCCUCUUCCUGAGGUUCCGGACUCUGGCUCGGUCCUGAGCCCCGUUGACUUCCCGGCCCGCUGCCUCCGCAACCCAGCCUUCCUCCACACCUCCUCGCGCUACUGCUCCGCCCUCAGCAUGGACUCGUCUCCUGACAGCGCAGAGAGACCCGUCAGCUACAGCUCCACGUCUUCCUCCGCUUCCUCCCGAGACAGUCACUGCUCACUGGGCAGCCGCUCAACCCUCGUCUCUGCCCCUCACUGUAACCCAGUAACCUCAGACCGGGACUCCGGGGCGAUUCGGCUGGAACUGGUCCCCGCCCGGCAACUGGGAUGCCGGGAAGAAGAUCACAGGAAUGACACAGGGGUGGACGCUGGGAAGGGACAAGGGAGACAAGGCAGUGCACAGACACCGACAGAACAUUCAGAGCCAGUACUGGGCACAGAUGGAGGAGAGAGGACAGGGCAGGUGCAGGGACCCAAGACAUAUGUGGACAGGGUGGUGCAGGAAAUACUGGACACAGAGAGAACCUAUGUCCAAGACUUGCGCAGCAUUGUUGAGGAUUACUUGGAGUGCAUCAGUAACCAGUCUCGUCUGGCGUUGAGCUCUGAGGAUAAAGGCUCUCUGUUCGGAAACAUCGAUGACAUUUACCACUUUAACAGGGACCUUCUUCAUGAUCUGGAGAAGUGCAACGCUGACCCUGUGGCCAUCGCAGAGUGCUUCGUAUCAAAGAGUGAAGAAUUCCACAUUUAUACCCAGUACUGCACCAACUACCCACGGUCGGUGGCUGUGCUAACAGAAUGCAUGAGGAACAAGGCGUUGGCCAAGUUUUUCCGCGAGCGCCAGGAAUCUCUGCGGCACUCCUUGCCCCUGGGCUCCUACCUGCUCAAGCCAGUGCAGAGGAUCCUUAAGUACCACCUACUGCUACACGAGAUAGCCAACCACAUGGAGAAGGACACAGAGAUGUAUGAGGUUGUGCAGGAAGCCAUAGAAACCAUGCAGAGAGUGGCUUGGCAUAUCAACGACAUGAAGAGGAAACAUGAACACGCCGUUAGGUUGCAGGAAAUCCAGAGCUUGCUGACCAACUGGAAGGGCCCUGAUCUUAUUGGCUACGGAGAGUUGGUUCUUGAAGGAACGUUUCGUCUGCAGCGGGCCAAAAACGAGAGAACUCUGUUCCUGUUUGACAAGCUUCUGCUCAUUACGAAGAAACGAGAAGAAGCCUAUACAUACAAGGCCCACAUACUGUGCUGUAACCUGAUGCUGGUGGAAGUUAUUCCUAAAGAACCACUGAGUUUCAGUGUGUUUCACUACAAAAACCCCAAACUUCAGCACACGGUCCAGGCCAAAUCCCAGCAAGACAAGCGCAUGUGGAUCUUACAUCUAAAGAGACUCAUACUUGAAAACCAUCCUGCUAAAAUCCCAGCCAAGGCUAAACAGGCUAUUUUGGAGAUGGAUGCAAUGCAUCAUCCCGGGUUUCAUUACAGCCCUGAUGGGGACAAGAAGGAUGCUUCUCAGACAAAGGAGGGUCCGACCCCUCGCAGAGGACGCAGAAAAGAACCUCUAUCUAAACUGUUGAAAAAUGCCAAGCAAAACGCUGCCAACACUGAUGGCGAGAAGACAAGUCUUGGAGCGACCCUUCUGUCACCGGUGUCCCAGCUGGCUUUAGGCACAAUCGGUCGCAGUCGCAGCCUCAUCAACCAGUCACAAGAAUCCCUCGACCCCGGGGAUCACUAUGACCACAGUGACAGGGAGGAGGAGCUGCAUCUGCAAGAUGCUGAUGAUGAAGAUGAUAGUGGCCUGGGAGGAAGAAAACGGUUGCGAGUCCCCGGAAAAAGCAGCAGGAAGAGGCUUAACCCUCAGGCGUCUGUUGAUAGUAUAGAACAGUGGAAAAGCUUCAACAUGAGCCCUUCAGACAUACAGAGAGCCAGAGAAUCCCUCGUAAGAGAAGGAAGUCACCACCCGCCACUUCUCAGGACACCUAAUGUCACCGAGGAACCUCCGGAGUCCCCCAUUCCCUCUGUGAUUGUGACAGAAAGUGACAAUUCUGUAAGGAACAUCUGGGCAGACCACCGUGCUCGCAGGGCCAUGUUCCCCACCCGCCAGCGAACCAUGCAACCUGAUGACGAGGAUGAAGACAUCUACCAGAUGUUUGUCCCCACCGAGCCGAGUGCGCCAGAGCCAGAGGUGACAGCGGAGAGGUCGGAGGUCACCUCUUCCCCCAAGACUGCUCGACCCUGUAGCUGGCACAUCGAACAGGUUCCAACUGUGCAGGUUGACCCACCACCCAAUGGCUGCAGAGUCCUGCGGAGGGCAAGCAGUGCAGGGGAGAAGGCUACAGAAGCUGGACAGACACCUGACGACGACCAGCCCGGGCACAGCAACUUGGAAGUGAUCCACACUGAAUCAUCAAGCAAUGACUUAUCAGGAUCAUCCUCAGCUGAGCAGCUGACGCUAGAUGAUAUUGAAAAUGUGUAUGACAACAUCAGCUACGAGGACCUUAAGAGCAUGGGCCUUGUCAGAAGAGACCCUGAGGAAAGCCAGCCGGGGAAAGAAACUUCUGUAGAUGUACAGGGUUUCCAGGGGAAGUCAGCAGGUGUGCUAAAAGAGCCUGAGGUUCCAGUGGUCACGAAGCCUAUGAUUGAGCCUGAGAGUUCGUUAGAUAGCAACCGGUCUUCGACACAAGAUGGAAGGCCAUUUGAGCUCAAGAUAGUAGAGGAGAGUAUCUACGAUACCAUCUGUUUCAGGGAGCCCCCAUCAACGGAGGUCAAGAGUGAGGGCAACAAGCUAAAACAAGAGAGAGACAGUCUGAUGGCAUCUGAACAAGACCUGACUGGAAGCCUUGGAGCUUUUUUGUCCGAGGAGAGCCUCCACUUCGGAGAGGAUGACGGACAUGACACCUCCCACCCUGUCACAUGUUCCUCUGAGCCGGACUAUUCCUCCUCCUCCGCCUCUGAGACUUUCUCCCACCACACGCAGAAAGGAGAUAAGAUGUCAGAACACGUCGAUGAGAUCUGGAACGAUCUGGAAAACUACAUCAAGAACAACGAGAAGAAGGCUGACAAACUGCCUGCUGCCUUCCCUGUCAACGCCAAUGAGUCGCCCAAGAAGGCUUCUUCAGUCAAAAACAGUCCUACCAAGACCCCGCUUGUAAAUAGUCCUCAACCAGCCAACCCUCCAACCAAGAGUCCCCCAGCACAUCAGCCUAAACCUCCCCCUGUCACCUCUACGCAAUCUUUCACUAUCCCAGUCAUCCACCUCCCUGACCUUCAAAGUGAACCCACUGCAGCAGAAGAAAACCAUAGCCCUCCUCCUGCCUCACGCCCCCUCCCUGUCGCCCCUGAGCCCCUCCCAGGCACAGUGAAGAACAUCAGAAAAAGACUGGCCCGCCUGAGCAGUGGCAGCUUCCGCCUAGAGGACGACGACCUGGUGGAGCUUCCGACACGGAAGGACCUUCAUGGCUUAUUUCCAGGGGAGUUAGCAGGUCUAGACUCCCCCCUGAGCAACUCUUCUCUCCUGCUGGGCGAGUCUCUGGACUUGUCCUUGGAACUGAUGGACAAAUCAAAGAGCCGGGUGUUCCUCAUGGCCCGUCAGUACAGCCAGAAGAUUAAGAAAGCCAACCAGCUGCUGCGCAUGAGGAGCAUGGACCCUGGGGACUCGUCUACCCGGGCACGGAAUGAGAAGAAGCAGAAAGACCUGGCAGCCAUCUUGGAAGAGAAGAAACAAGGGGGCGCUGCUAUAGGUGCCAGGAUAGCUGAGUACUCCCAGCUCUAUGACCAGGUCAUGUUUAAAGACCCUCCUGGUACAGCUGGUCAGGCGUCUGUUUCCCCACAUCACACCCAUCCAGGGCUGCCUUAUUCUCCGUCCAUGCCUGAGACCUCUCUGGAGGAGGACUGGCUCCACUCCACUUACAGCAACGGGGAGCUGGCCAGCUUCAUCUCCUCGUCCAGUGAAGGGGAGGAUGCUCGGGUGUCUUCUACCCCGAAUCGCAGACUUACCUCCUCCUCCUCCAUCCCGUCUCUAAAGACCUUACCCCCCUCUCCAACCACCCCACCUACCCAGAGAUGGAGCUCGUGCAUAUCAGCACCAAGCGAAAAAGAAGAGCAUGUGUACAGUACCAUAAAGAGACAUCCUUCGUUUAACGCUCCGUCUUUGCCGUCCACAAAGUCUUCCCCGUCCGGUCACAGUCAGUCAGUCAGCUCUUUGGGAAACCAACAGCAGGAGAAGAACCAAUCCGGACUCAAAUGUAACGGACCCACCGUGGAUCGAUCCGCUGACAGACUCCGUGGCCCAAGUCUGGGCCGCGCUGGUCGGCAGAGUAGCCUCCCAGAGCGCUCCACCAAAGGACUCUCAGAACUCACUUUACACGACGGUCAACAGGUGGUGGUCCUGAACCGAGCCUCUGCACUGAGCAUACUCAACGCCACCCAGAACUACCUGGCUAAUUUUAAGGACAACGGGGAAGACGACGAUGACUAUGUAGAGAUCCGCUCAGAGGACGAGGGCGAGCAGCAGCAGGAAAGGCUGGCACAGCGAGACGGGAGCUCUGCGGUCCUUUCCAAUCAGAACCGGAGUCUUGCCCACUCCCAGAGUCUGCCCUGCACGCCUGUGCGCUCCUGUGACCCGCUUAGUUCUCUAGACCGGGAGCAGCUGGAGAAGUACCUCUGGAGCGAGCCGCAGCACAGCCAACCUAAAAUCGUCCAGUCUCUGAGAGAGAAGUUGCAGUGUCUGAGCUCCAGCAGCUUCGCCUGAGCCCCGGACAACUACAAGCCAAAUAUAUACAAACACAAAGCAUAGCAACACAAGGGACACUGCUGCUUUACCUUGAAUGCCCUUCAUCUCUUAUCAUCACUUAAAAAUAUACACAAUCAUCACUACGCAAAGAACAAUAGCUAUUUCCUUGGGCGCAGACAUAAUUAUUAUUUUUGAACUCCUGAACUCUCUGUUACAGGGCUUACAAAUGUAAUACACGAGUAUUAUUAACAUUUAAACUGCCACAUCAGUCUGCAUGUGAGCCGCCUUAGCACUUCCAGGUUCAAAUACUCCUCUCAUGUAUUUAUCAAAGAGAUCUUGCCGUGAUGAGAUAGCAAAAGUGGUCCAAUUAAAAAUGGUCUUGGCUGUUUGUAGAGGCAUUCUCUACGGCUGAAUGAAAUCAAUUCCAUCUAUGUUAUAGCGUCAUGUGUAAGCCUUGUAGGGAUCAUUUGAGUUUAAGCAGUUGAUUCUGCAGGGGGGGACUUGUGCCAAUUAACUGUACAGAUUCAGUAGUUCAGAAUAUCUGGUACUGAUUUUAAGACAUAGAAUCUCUUAUGUGCCCAAUGUCCCAGAGUAGAACAAGAAUUAAAAAAUCUGAGUAUCUUCGGUGGACUCCUCGUGUCAGGAGCACCUCUUUGAACUCUUUCUUUUAAUAUGCUGUUAAGAUUGUUUAAACUGCAUUUUUCAGCACUAGUUCAUCUUAACCUCUAAUAUGGAGCAGUCAGUGGCUAGAGUUUUUAUAAAUGUGCUUACACUAUCAAGCCGCUCUUUAACAAGCAACAGUUUAAAUCUGCAAUCUUAAAAGUCUUCUGCACAGGCUGGAUUGUCACUUUUAACAGCUUCUUAUAACGUUAAAUGUACCAAAAAAAGGAUGCAACUGUAUACAAUACAUAUUGGCUUCAACGAGAUCUCAUAGGUUAAGUUAUAACUAGGUUGAAAUAACUGUUUUUCACUCCUACCCGUCACCUUUUGUAGGGUGUCAUCACGCUUUCAAAUCAGGAGAGGAUGCUUCUAUUUUAGGUAAUCUAUCAGCAAUAUUAGGAAGUCACAUUUUAUUUUGAACCUGUGAGUUUAUCCGUCACGUGAUGAUGUAUUAUUGUCAGGGGGAAACCAUCAUGUAGAGUAAGAUGUGCAUCUCAAGAUUGGGUUUUUUUUUUUUUAAAUCAUGCUAAAUUAAAUUUUAAUUAGUUUUAAAGAGGGACCACGGCAGAGAGGAUCGGGGAGAGUUGGUUAAAAGGUUACAGUACUGUAUUUGGUGUAUAUGAUUUAUUUUUUCCAAGUGGAUUGUCAACAGUUUGUUUACGUUAUUGGACACUGGUCUCACUACUGAUACUACAUCCACAUUCACAAAGAGGGUAUGGUUGUUUUCGGUCACUGCAGUAUGGUUCAUAAAACACAAUUGUUUCCCCACUUUUUUUUUGGUGCAUAUUAAGGAUUCACCACAUGUUUCUAAAAAAAACUAAAAUGACUUAAGUUGUCCUAUUUAUUUGAAAGUAUCAAUGUUUUUUUUUUUUUUUUUUUUAGCCAUUAUUGCUUUAACUUAAAGCAACACAAGAGAUGUAAAAUAAAGUAAAACAUAUUUAUUUAAAGAAGGUUUUAUUCCGUUUAAGAGGCAAAGACAAAAUUUGAAUCAAAUACUGUGAAUAUUUUCAAAAGUGGGUUUUUCGAUCACGCACUGCUUAAUGUAAGUUCCAAAUCACUAAAACACGUGAAAGGUUGACACACACACAGAAAAGCACAAUAUCACGGCCUACUGGUGACAUCAGGAAAUCUGCAUCAAACCCAAGUUAGGAAUAUGAAGUAUGUUCUGUUUUCAUUGUACAAUGUGUCCUCUGUUUCACUGGUGGGGAUCGUUCGUCUGCGUUGACGCUGUUUUGCACUUUUCUGUCUUUUUUACGUUUGAUUUGUAAACACUUUGUAAAGAUGUACAUUUUAGGAAAGUUAUUCUUGUAUGCCAUAGGUAUGCUUUAUAAUGCUUUAAUGUUUAAGUUAAGUGUAUUUUUUUUAACUGGCUAGUUGUCAUUGCUCAACAAAACAAUGUAUUGGAGGUAAUAAAAUCCGAUUAAACUCAGA
This is a messenger RNA of Labrus bergylta (ballan wrasse), 6833 nucleotides long. Lineage: Eukaryota; Metazoa; Chordata; Actinopteri; Labriformes; Labridae. The record is from RefSeq and is a predicted model, not a curated record.